This is a messenger RNA of Aspergillus pseudotamarii, 2040 nucleotides long. RefSeq names its product DUF3292 domain-containing protein. The coding region runs from base 1 to 2040 and encodes 679 amino acids. The transcript has 5 exons. NCBI's taxonomy places the organism in Eukaryota, Fungi, Ascomycota, Eurotiomycetes, Eurotiales, Aspergillaceae. The record is from RefSeq and is a predicted model, not a curated record.
AUGUCAGGACAAGGUUUCACUGACCCCCUGCCUGCCCCUACAGCUGGCUGGGACAAUGGCCCCUCAAAACUUGAAUUGAAAGAGAGAGAGAAACAAGGCCAGCUGGAAGCAUUUGGACCUACAGAUAGCCAUGCUCUUUCCCAAGUCGAUCACAAUGAGAAAGGCUUGGCCCAGAAAGCCGGCGAUACCGACGAGAUGACAGAUGUGGGAUGGGAGUACUCCCCUCAAGGCCGGAUUGUGGCAGGUUUGUCGAAUGAGGACCUUUGGAUGCUCGUCAGACGGUUCAACAAGCAAAUAUACUAUGUGAAGGCCGUGCCAGAUGCUCCGUUACAAAGGCUGGAUCUCAACCGUGCCGAAGAUGAGCACUUCUCCCCAGAUAAAUUGCGGGCGACCCUUGAGCGUUUUUAUACGACGAUUGUUGUGUCAUUGACUGCAUUUUACAAGCAUAUUGUCAGACUACGUUCGUGGAGGGAACCUCGGCGGACAGGAGUGUUUUGCGGAGUAUAUUUCCUUGCAUGGCUCCUGGAUUUCCUAGCGCCGACAAUAUUCUGUUUUUUAAUUACACUGGUCGUUUACCCUCCAUGCAGGACAUGGCUGUUCCCACCUGCGCCUAUCGCUCUCGUUGAUAGCAAUACCGGAGGUGUACAGAAGCCCAAAGCUGGUGUACUAGGCUCUCACGAUAGUGUCACCGGCGCACCGGAGAAAAUGAAAGGCGAAGCUGCUGAACAAGAGGCCAGUAACUUAAUCACAAGCGCAGCCACUGUGGCAGUGGGAAGUGUUGCUGGUAAACAUGACCAGGGGGCACCUGAAGGUGCUCCCAUGGAGGACUCAGUUCCCGAUGCCAUGCAUACUGUCUCGGAAGCAGCAGAUGCGCAAACAGCAGCACACGGGGGAGUACCAGACAGUACUCACGAUAAGACAAGGGAGCCCAUGAAGGAGACAGUCCUCAACGGCGCAAACCUGGGCAUGCGUAUACUGAGUGAUAUCAUUGAUAUCUAUGAGAAGCUCGGGAAUGCCCUGUCACCAACCCCACCAUUUUCGUCUACAACCCCAUAUGUCCGCUUAGCGAGCAUUUUAUCUCUUGGGCUAUUCGGGUCAUUUAUUACCUCAAGCUACGUAUUUGUCAAGAUGGGUACUUUCAUAGUAGGGUUUGGUUUCUUCGGAGACCCCGUUUUUGCUCGUCUUACUGCGUACUUGAAUCGCAAAUACCCAGGCUGGAUCAAGCUCCUUGAAUUGCAAAACUCCCUCCUAAAAGGAAUCCCUACAAACGCUCAACUAACUUUAACCCUCCUCCGCAUUGGCGAAAAAAAUGCUGCCCCCUUACCACCACCACCUGCAGACUCACUAGAUAAAGUGCCUUCUCACCCUACAUCACUUAACCCCAGCCAAGUGAACUUGGAUGCGUCGGAAGAAGAGAUUGCACAAGCAACCGCACCAGACCCCGUAGCACAAGUACAGGAGGAAGAGGAAAAAUCCCAAGCAAACAAGCCCAAGAAAACAAUAGGUUCCCGCAUCGUCGGCUUUUUCCGAGGAACAACCGCAACGGGCAUUGAAAGCAAACUUGCAGUCGACCGGGUCCGGGCAGCUGCAGGAUCGGAGCAUGCUAAAUCCCGACUUGGAAUUCUGAGCAAGAAAGGCAAAAGGGCGUUACCUUCAGGACCGGUCCAGUUUGACGCUCGGUACAAGGGCAACCGAGGAGCUGUGGUAAUCGACUCGGCACUUAAUCCACCGGUGAUGUAUUUCACGACGGAUCCUAGUGCCCUGUCGGGUGACCAGAGGCUUGAGAGUAGGGAAAAGGGAACUGUAUCCUUCAGUAUGCCUGUAACUGAUAUUAGGGAGCUGCGGAAGAUUGGGGGAUUUGGAUGGAAGGGGAAGUUAGCUGCUGGGUGGGCGGUGGGAAGUAAAGAGGUGGUUGAUGGAUUGGAGGUUGUUGGGAAGGACGAAAAGAAGCAACAUUAUCAGCUUACUGCUAUGAAGACGAGGAACCAGUUAUUCAAUCGCUUGGUGGCGAUCGAUGGACAGGUUUGGGAAAGCUAUUGA